CUCUGUUCCAACGUCAGAGAACCUUCAACGACAAUCAUUCCAUCCCAGGAGGGCCUUCACCCGAAUCCACCGCUUCUUUAAUCUGUUUAUUCUUACAUUCCAAUCAAUCCGAUCCAUCUCUUAUUCUGGUGCCUUUCAAACCGUUGGGUCUCGACAGCUAACGUGCAUGGCCUGGCCCACCUUCAAGCUCCAGCAAAGCUUCUCUUGGUGGUAUCCAUCUAUCCUGCAGUUCGACGGCUUGCUUUCGAACCCAGAGUCGCUAUGCUUGUCAAGCUUGAUUCUUCGACCACGGUAGCUAGUCCUUCCAUGCUGCUUCGAAUCGUCAGCCAAAACAUCCGGUACGCCACAAAUCAUCCCACUCCUAAAGAAAAGCUGUGGAACGUUCGCGGUCCGAAACUCUGUAACCAGCUGGACUUUAUCACGUCUGGCCAUGGUUCAGCUUUCAUAUGUCUUCAAGAAGUCCUUUAUUCGCAACUCGAAGACGUCCGGUCCUAUCUCGGUCCUGAAUGGGGUUACAUUGGUGUCGGUCGCGACGAUGGAAAGCGAAGUGGCGAGUUUUCCCCCGUGUUUUUCCAGAUUGACCGUUGGGAGUGCGAGCGAAAUCAGACAUUAUGGCUGAGCAAGACGCCACAAAAACCAUCUAGGGGAUGGGAUGCAGCACUGAACCGCGUCGUCACUGUGGGAGAGUUUGUCGACAAGCAAACCGGCACGAGAGUGAUUGUCAUGAGCACACAUUUUGAUCACAAAGGAGUCGUGGCGCGAGAGGAAAGCGCCAAACUGAUUCUCAACGUUGCUCGAGAGUGGAGCAAGGGCGCGAACGGCAAACCUCCUACCACCGUUUUGCUCGCGGGCGAUUUCAACAGUACGCCCGCGGACAACGCAUACAAAACAAUGGUGGCACCCGAGUCAGGCAUGGUCGAUGUUUCAGCGCAGGUCCCCGAAGAAAAGAGGUAUGGAAACGAGCUGACCUAUACGUCCUUCGAUGAGCCGAACGAAGAGCCACAAAGAAUCGACUUUCUGUUCGUCAAGAACCCGAGCCCCGUCACUAUCAGGACCUUUGGGGUGUUAUCCAACAAAUUCGACGAUGAUGUCUUCCUAUCCGACCACAGGCCGGUCGUCGCCGACGUGGAGAUUCCUGUCUUACGGGCAGUGAAGACCGAUUGACCAGAACCCCACUUUCAGUCGUGGCUUGCUUCGUGCUUUGUUACGCAACGCACGCAACGCAAAACGGGCAACGCAGUUGAGGCAGACCUAGACCUGUUCGAUGCUCCGGGACAUGUAGCAUGGCGUUGUCGUAUCUUCGAAAUGUGCUCGCCAGCAUGCAGUACAUGUGCACUUGGCUUUGUAUUGAGCGAAACGUCUCGGGGCAGCGAAUUGUGCCGAGCACAACUAAGACAACCAAUCUCUAAUGAGAAUAAUGUCCGGUAUUAAAGUCAAAUUUGAGCUUCCAAACUCAGCUGGAAGGCGCCGGCACACCGCCUGAGAAGACGGUCUCGGCGCGUCAUCCCGAGUCUUGCCGUGAGCUGGCUUGUUUUUGUUCGCCU
Molecule: messenger RNA, 1544 nt
Organism: Colletotrichum destructivum
Lineage: Eukaryota; Fungi; Ascomycota; Sordariomycetes; Glomerellales; Glomerellaceae
Product: Putative endonuclease/exonuclease/phosphatase
Exons: 1
Coding region: 262-1164 (300 amino acids)
Molecular function (GO): 3'-5'-RNA exonuclease activity
Source: RefSeq, a predicted model, not a curated record